Mytilinidion resinicola is the source of this 909-nucleotide messenger RNA. Its product is annotated as putative oxidoreductase,short chain dehydrogenase. Lineage: Eukaryota; Fungi; Ascomycota; Dothideomycetes; Mytilinidiales; Mytilinidiaceae. The record is from RefSeq and is a predicted model, not a curated record. Bases 1 to 909 code for a protein of 302 amino acids. The transcript is spliced from 4 exons.
AUGACGGAAGUCAGAAUCAAAGAGAGUGACCUUGACAGCCUGAAGAACCAGGUCGUUGUUAUCACCGGUGGAUCUUCCGGAAUCGGCCUCGCAACCGUCCAGCUUCUCCUCAAACUCGGAGCUAAAGUGGUCGUCGGAGACAUCAACCCCCCGCCCGAACCCGAAGCCGCCCACGUCACGUUCCUCAAGACGGAUGUGGCGUCCUUCGCCGAGCAGAGCGCCCUGUUCAAGAGGGCCUUGGAGGUACACGGCGUCAUCAACCAUGUCUUCGCCAAUGCAGGCGUCGCCAAAACCACCAGCCUUCUCGAUGAUGAACUCGACGACGACGGCAACCUCAAAGCCCCAGACCUCAUCACCUACAACGUCAACUUGAUCGGCUGCAUGUACACCACACGCCUGGGUGUCUUCUACCUCAAGAAGAACCCCAAGGGCGGCAGCAUCGUCGUCACCGGCUCAGCCUCUAGCUACCAAGGCUUCAGCGUCGUAGACUACUGCACUGCCAAGCACGGCGUCCUCGGCCUCACCCGCAGCGUCACGGCACACCUCCCGCCUACCCUCAACAUCCGCAUCAACUGUCUCGCCCCAGACUGGACCGACACCAGUCUCGUUCGCGGCGUGGACUUCCACUUGCUCGGCGUCCCAGUGCAGAAUUCCAAGGCCGUUGCCCUCUCGGCGGCGCUUUGCAUGGCUGAUGGCACGCGCAAGGGCCAGGUGAUUUACUCGCGUGAGGGUAGGUACACGGAGCUCGAGAGCGGCUAUCGGCCGUGGUUAGUGAAGCAGACGGGCGGCGACACCAUGUUCGAAUUUGAGGAGGCGAUGGGAAGGCUGCUGAUGAAGGGGAAGGAGGCGGCGGAUGCGGAGGCGGGUGCGGAGGGAGGUGUGCGGGUGGUGGAGGAUGGUGGGAUUUAG